This is a messenger RNA of Cannabis sativa, 1256 nucleotides long. RefSeq names its product peroxidase 29. The record is from RefSeq and is a predicted model, not a curated record. The transcript has 3 exons. Gene Ontology annotation, molecular function: heme binding; peroxidase activity. Lineage: Eukaryota; Viridiplantae; Streptophyta; Magnoliopsida; Rosales; Cannabaceae. Gene Ontology annotation, biological process: response to oxidative stress; hydrogen peroxide catabolic process. Bases 114 to 1079 code for a protein of 321 amino acids.
AUGGAAAAUAAAAUAACGUAAGUAAAUCCUCUACGACUCUGUCAAAUUUAAUGCACCAUAUAUAUUAUAUAUACACACUGUGUCCCCUUUGAAAAAUAUGAGAGUGAGAGAGAAUGGGAACUUCAUUUGUGCUAUUAGUAGUGACAAUUAUGGGAAUUUUCAUUAGAACACAUGAAGCUCAACUUGCUUAUGAUUACUAUAAGUUUUCCUGUCCAUUUGUAGAAAGCACAGUGAGAACAGAGAUGUUAAAGAUUUUCUUGUCUGAUAUUAGCUCCCCAGCAGCAUUUCUAAGACUCCUUUUCCAUGACUGCCAAGUUCAGGGAUGUGAUGCCUCUAUUCUGUUGCAAUCCCAUGACUUGAGUUGUAAUUCUGAAAUGGAAUCUUCUAGAAAUUUUGGUGUUAGAAAGUUGGAUAUGAUAAACCAUAUCAAGACUGUAUUGGAGAACAAGUGUCCUGGUCAAGUAUCUUGUGCAGAUAUAAUAGCUAUGGCUGCUAAAGAGUCUGUAUUUUUUACAGGAGGACCUGAAAUUAGAAUCCCUCUUGGUAGAAAAGACUCAGUAAUGUGUAGUAGUUCACAACAGGCUGAUGCCAAUAUUCCAGGACCAGGAAUAUCUCUCAACAAAUUACUUCACAUUUUCACUUCCCAUGGAAUGACCAUUGAGGAAUCUGUUUCCAUGUUAGGUGCACAUACACUUGGCGUGGGGCAUUGCUUAAACAUCGCAAGUAGAUUAUAUGAUGGCAAUCCCGAAGAUCAAAUGAAUUUGGGGUUUGAAGCACACCUAAAAUGGAAAUGCCCAACAAGAGUUCCUCUAACAAAUCUCACUUUUGUGUCCAUUGAUUCCACCCCAAUUGCAUUCGAUAACCAAUACUUUAAAGAUCUCUUAAUGGGUAAGGCCUUGUUUGGCAUCGACUCCACCAUUGCAAGAGAUCCCUUGACCAACCCCAUUGUUACAAGGUUCGCUACUGAUCAAGACUACUUCUUCAAAGUUUUCAGUUCUGCCUUCGUGAAGCUUUCUUCUACAAAAGUUCUUACUGCUAAGGAAGGUGAAGUGAGGAGGCAAUGCUAUCGUAGAAACUAAGAAACUGAGAAAAUAUUAUUACAUAUACAUCAUUCUAAAGUGUGAAUAAUGGAAAAUAUCUUCCAGCCUUGAAAAGGUAAGCUAUGGUCCAUGAUAAAGAUAUGGUUAAAAGUAGGAGAGUGGAGCUAAAUUCUUUUGUACUCUUUCAUUUAUGUAUAAAAUGUAUAAUUGUAAUAA